Messenger RNA from Aspergillus caelatus, 471 nucleotides. RefSeq names its product DUF4334 domain-containing protein. The record is from RefSeq and is a predicted model, not a curated record. Lineage: Eukaryota; Fungi; Ascomycota; Eurotiomycetes; Eurotiales; Aspergillaceae. The coding region runs from base 1 to 471 and encodes 156 amino acids. The transcript has 3 exons.
AUGGCAGGGCCUGAAGAACAGUUUAUCCAACUCACCAAGGCCACCGGCCUUGUGCCAGAAUCAACGGUUGAGAAUGUAUACAACCAAUUGAAGCCAGUUCCUCCAUCCUUCCUGAUAGGCAAAUGGGACGGCGGUGAUAUCGAUACGGGACAUAUUGGACACAAGCUUUUAAAGGAUAUGAAAUGGGCUGGAAAAGACUUCCGGUCGGUAGACGACGGUGAUCCAAUCAUGGUUUAUGAUGCAGAAGGCAACCGGGUAUGGAGGGAAGAUUGGGGACAUUGCUCGCUACGGGAGAUGGUCUAUCGAGGAGUAACCUCGACCGCCAUGAUCUAUGACCAGAAGCCUAUUUUUGACCACUUUCGUUAUGUGACGGAUAAUAUGGUUGCUGGUGCCAUGGAUACACCCAAGCUGUUCGGUACCAAGGGUACCUACUAUUUCUAUUUGACUCGGCGUAGCUCAUCCUCGCUGUGA